Paramuricea clavata is the source of this 2859-nucleotide messenger RNA. NCBI's taxonomy places the organism in Eukaryota, Metazoa, Cnidaria, Anthozoa, Malacalcyonacea, Plexauridae. The record is from the annotation of a GenBank genome assembly.
GGUUAAAACCAAAAUGGAUCCGUGUGAGCAUAGUGUUCAUUUGGCUGAUAGCAAUAGCAAUUGUUGUUCCUUACGCCAAAGCGUUGAAAUACAUUGACAAUGGUUGCUGGGAAGUUUGGUCUGUUCCCGAGAAUGCAAAAUACUAUACGGUGGCAUUGUUCAUUAUCGACUACUGCAUACCAUUGACUAUCAUAACGUAUUGUUAUGCAAAAGCUGGCUAUGUGCUGAAUACGAAAUUUAAGAAGUUUAACAGAAAGGAGUGCACGUCAGCGAAGCAGAAUUUGGCGACUAUGAAACGCUUACAACAAAAUAAGAAGGUUAUUAAGGUAGGAUAGCUUGCGUCACACGGGGUAGCAAAUCUUCGAGUUAAGCCCCUCGAGUUAAGCCCUUCGAGUUAAGCCCCGACCACGCCCUUUCGAGUUAUGCCCCUACAACCGCUCAUGCCACACCCAUUUCCGUUGAGGGCUUAACUCGAAGUACAUAACUGAAGUUAGAUACUUCGAGUUAAGCUCUCUAGAAAAUAGGGGCUUUCUCGAGCAAAGUCAAACAUUUUUUUCUUCGAGUUAAGCCCCAACGUUUGAAAGAUGUAAACGAGUUACGGUUAAUCUGAUCCCAAACAAGUUAAAUUAUCAUUUGGAUCGCGUUUCGUUCAAUCACGGUUGCAAUGAUUUAAGAAAGCAAAUUAACCACUAGUCGUGCUAUUCACCAAAGCAGUAAACUAAGAUUUGGCGUUUGAAGUUGACUUUUGGCGUAUAAAUUUCAUGCUUGAACUGCUACGAGGGCUUGUAGUCGUUAAAGCAUGAAAUUUAUACGCCAAACGUCAACUUCAAACGCCAAAUCUUAAUUUACUGUUUACAUCAUCAUCAUCAUCAUCAUCACCAUCAUCACCAUAACUAACAUAUCACUCUCCUAGAUAUUCAGUACAGCCGUAAUUAUGUUCGUCAUCUGCGUAUUACCAGGAGAUUGUUACUGGAUGUGGCUCUCAUUCAGAACAAACGAAUACCAUCCCUACGACGAACACCUACAAGCAUUCUCCGCCAUCAUCCUCUACGCAAAUUCGGCCAUAAACCCGUUCAUAUUCGGCGCCGUUCAAAUGAUCUGCCAUCGAACACUGAGAUCGCAAGUCAUGGAGCAAUUGACCAGCACUACAGGUUUUUCACGCAGCAAGGGAAGUGGAAGCUCCGUUGGCACGGUCGAAGGAUUGCAUCGUAAAUCGUUUUCACGAACAGCCAUUCGAAAAAAUACAAACUACACGAUUUUAAAAACGAGAGAUGAAGCGCCGAACGGUCCGAACGCAAAGGAUGCGAACAACACGAUACCAGGGGAACACGGCACGAAACUAAGAUACCGUGACACGGAUAAUAGGUUACGUGACACGAGUCAAGAUUGUCGUGACACGAAUCAAGAAUUCCGUGACACGAACGGGGAACAACAGGACACGAAGAAGCUGUGCGAUUCGGAUCAAAAGUCUCGUGACACGAGUCGAGCACAAUGUCACACGGAAGAACCACAACGUGACACUAAUAGGGAAGAGCGUGACACGAGCGAAGCCUCACAGUGCAAAUCAAAUGAAACGUUAAACGAUGCACGAUCGAUAUCGAGCGACUCCAGUGCAACAUUGAAUCGAGACAGCGACACUUUCAGUUUGACGAGCGAAACGGUUCAGAACACGAAUUGCGAGCUCACAAAACAACCUGAUAACACGGAUCGCCAAUAUUACAACACGAAUGAAAGGAUCGUGCAACACGCAUUGCAAGAAAGCUCCAACGAAACGGAAGAUUCUGAACCAAACACGCUUCGGAACACGAGAUGGCCAGAACGCGAUGUGAAUAAGAGCACGGAAAACGAUCUUCAAAACACGAAGUCAAGCGAGUGUGAAAAAGACAAUUCUAGCGACUUCUGUGGAAGCUCAGAAUUUGGACUCGAUAAAAAUCGGAAUAUAUUGCAAUUUAUGAGGGAAACAAACUUGUAGGAAUUUAGAGAUUUGUUUAAAGUAUGUAUAUAACAUCGUGGGCGGAUCUGUUAAAGAUAUUAGAGACCUUACGAUUGGCAACGCAACGGCUACCAAUACAAUAAAUCACUAAAGGGAAUUGAAUAAUAAUACAAUAUAUGAAUAAUUAAGGCAUUAUCCUCGCUCUGUUUACAACGCCAAAUCACAGAUUUUCACGUCUUGAUACAACGGCUGCAUUCCAAGCCGCAACAAGUGCAACUUCAAACUGAGUUCAGCAGAACUCUUCCCAGCCAUAACACUCAUGCCUUCAACUUCUAAGACUGUAUUAAAUUCAUACAAUUGAUAAUAUACGACGAACUAUUUUUACUACCAUUUAUUUGAAGGAGUUUGUUUUGGCCGUCGUCGUCGCGUUGCCGUCCUAAAAUCGUAAGAUAUCUAAUGUAAAACGUAACAGAACGGCGAACAUGCAGAUUCGGCCAUCUCAAAUCAUGGUAAUGUUGGGAUAGUAGCGUUGCAGACUGCAGAGGAGAGUGGGCAGUAAGGCUCCCUCAUGCACCACCCCAUGGAAAACCUGCACCCCUCCUUGCAGAUGAGGCUAGAUCUGCCUCUGUAGAACAUUGUUGAGAAUUUUGCAGGUUGUUAAUAAAUCAUUUAUGGAAUUAUGCACGUCGCGUUGAAACGCACAAAUAUUUUCGCUAGGAAACGGUUCUUGUCUUUGAUAAUCCGAAAUCUUUAGCCCGGGUCAAAAAACUGCUGUAUUACAAUAACGACAUAUAUACAUUCCUAGACAUAUCUCGGAAUAAAACCUAGAUACAUCUAUCAAUUGAAAAUGAUGACGUCUGAAGGUGUUGAAAUUAUUCAGCAUGCCUCGGCAAUUGUAAUGUCUUCACUUCGUAAUCAAUGUAGAG